GGACGGACAGGGCGCGUCACCGGGCGGAGUGCUGAGCGCGACGCACCGCGUCCCGGAAGGAGCGAGAUGGCGCGCAGCGGCAAGGCAGCCAUAGUGUUGUGCCUGGAUGUAGGCUUUGCAAUGAGCAGUUCUGCCCCGGGAGAGGAAUCUUCACUUGAACAAGCCAAGAAGAUUAUGACGAAGUUUGUGCAGCGACAGGUUUUUGCUGAGAGUAAAGAUGAAGUCGCUGUAGUUUUAUUUGGCACCGACGGUACCAGGAAUGACCUCGCCAGUGGGGAUCAAUACCAGAACAUUACUGUACGUAGGUCACUAAUGCUACCAGAUUUUGAUCUGCUGGAAGACAUUCAAGAUGUGAUUAAACCAGGCUCUGAACAAGCAGACUUUCUGGAUGCAAUUAUUGUGUGUAUGGACUUGCUUCAGAAGGAAACAAUAGGAAAGAAAUACGAGAAGAGACACAUUGAACUGUUUACAGACCUUAGUAGUCCUGUCAGUGAGGAUCAGCUGGAAAUUAUCAUUGCUAACUUGAAGAAAACAGGAAUUUCACUUCAGUUUUUUCUGCCAUUUCCAGUGGAUGUUCAUGACGAAGGUGGAGAUACAAGUGCCAGUGUGCAUUCUCAAAUGCACAGAGACUCUUUUCCAAGAAAGGGUUUAACUGAGCAACAGAAGGAAGGCAUUGAUGUGGUGAGGAAACUGAUGCAUACUUUGGACGAAGGAGGAGGGCUGGAAGAAAUUUAUACUUUCAGAGAGAGCCUGGAGCGUCUCUCAAUGUUUAAGAAAAUAGAAAGAAGACCUUUCGCUUGGCCCUGCCAGCUCACUAUUGGUUCUAAUUUGUCUAUAAGGAUUCUGGCCUACAAAUCAGUCAUGGAAGAGAAGGUGAAAAAAAUUUGGACGGUUGUGGAUGCUAAAACCCUCAGAAAAGAUGAUGUGCAAAAAGAAACUGUUUACUGCUUGAAUGAUGAUGAUGAGACAGAGGUUCAGAAAGAUGAUACUAUUCAAGGGUUUCGCUAUGGGAGUGAUAUAGUCCCUUUUUCCAAGGAAGAUGAAGAGCAAAUGAAAUACAAAACAGAAGCAAAAUGUUUUUCUGUUUUAGGGUUCAGCAGAUCCUCUCAGAUCCAGAGGCAUUACUACAUGGGUAACCAGGUUCUGAAGGUCUUUGCAGCAAAAGAUGAUGAGAAUGCAGCAGUUGCUUUUUCUGCCCUUGUUCAUGCAUUGGAUGAGUUGAAAGUGGUAGCUAUAGUCCGUUAUGCUUAUGAUAGAAGAAGCAACCCGCAAAUUGGGGUAGCAUUUCCAUAUAUUAAGGAUGCAUACGAGUGUCUCAUCUAUGUGCAGCUACCCUACAUGGAAGACUUAAGACAGUACAUAUUUGCAUCCUUGAGAAACAAUAAAAAAUGCAUUCCUACAGCGGAUCAGUUAUCUGCUGUUGACUCUUUGAUUGAUUCUAUGAAUUUGGUUUAUGAAGAUGAUGAUGGAGAAACUUUUGAGGACCUGUUUAAGCCCAGCAAAAUCCCAAACCCUCAUUUUCAGAGAUUAUAUCAGUGUUUGCAGCACAAGGCUUUUCACCCCAAUGAGCCAUUGCCACCCAUUGAACAGCACCUUUUAGAGAUGCUAGAGAUGCCCCGUGUGGUAAAAGAAAGGUGUCAGGCUCCUCUUGAAAAAGUAAAAGCACUUUUCCCCCUAAAGGAAGUUUGCAAGAAAAAAGAAGAGAAGACUGCUCAAGACAUCUUCAAAGACAACAGUGAAGAUGGACCCAUUCCUAAAAAACCAAAAAUUGAAGAUGAGGAAGGUAGCUUUAGCAUCAUAAAACUUACUGAAGGCAACAUCACCUCUGUUGGCAGUGUUAAUCCAGCAGAAGAUUUCCGAAUUCUGGUGAGGCAGAAAAAUGCUGACUUCAAAGAUGAGACUAUUCAUGCAUUUGGCCUACCUAGAAGUAGAGCAAUGACUGGUUUGAUGAAAACAAUUCAGUCUAGAAGACUAUUUGCAAACCAAAUACUUAAGUAUAUAAAAAUCACUUUGAAGUUUUCUGUACAUCUGUUUCACAGAGAAGAUGAAGCCAGAUUUGUCUUUGAAGGGCAUAGCGACUGGGGGAGACGCAAAGCUCUGAGUUGCAACAAACAGAAUUUGGAUUAGAUGUUAUGGGAGAAAAAGAUAAAAAUCACAGUGAUGGUAGUCAAACAUGGAAAGAGAGGCCCAGAGGACUUGGAGACUCUCCAUCUUUGGAGUUAUUUGGAACUCAAGUGUGGAGCACUGAGCCUCCCGAUCCAUAGUGACCCCACUUUGAAGCGAGGAUUUGGACUAUAUGUCCUUCAGACAUCCAACCUAAAUCAUUCUGAUCAAUACCCACAGGCCAUUGAGGGAGACCAUUUCAAAACUGAACAUCACCUCAUAGGACACUGGAGUAGAUCAACAGCUCUUGAGCUUAAAAAUCUUAUUUCCAGUUCAGAAUAUCUUUCUUCUUUUCAGUUACAUAAAGAUGAUACUUACAGAGCAGGAGUUUAAAAUUAAUUAUUAGGUGGUUUAACUGAUUUUUUUAAUAUAAAUCAUUAUCACCACCAGUGGGUAAAUCUAAAGAUUGGUAACAACAGGAGUCUUUCAUCUACAGAAAUAGCUAUUUUUUAACCUGAUUAAUUUGGGGGGGGGGGGACGACACACCUCAAGGAAUUUAACUUGGACAAUAAUGCAGUUUUAUCUAUUAUUAUUGUGUAAUCUGGUUGGUGUAAAGAGAAAGGAGUCAAACAUGACAAUAUAACUAUACUUUUGUACUGUAAAUAUUCAGACAUAUAAGUGAAUAUAAUUGUUCAUGACAUACUUCACAAGAAUUAACAGGACUGGCGCAUGUAUUUAGAGUAGAGAAUGUGUCUGAAUGCCAGUGGGGAAGCAAUUUAAUUCUGUUAGAACUGAAAGAUCUUCUAUUCAAAGGUUAUUUUUUUAACCUGUAGUUCUCCAGCCUUUAAUCACUGUAUUUGUUAUCUAACCAAUCAGGUACAGUAGAAGGAGGAAACAGGAGAUUAAAAUUUCUUGCGAUGAUCUGCAGAACGUGGUGGUUAUUAGUGGUACUAGAAUUCUAGUUUAUGCAAAAUGUGGAAGUUCAUUAGUUCAUUUUACUUAAAUAUAUGAGGGAAUGAAGGGGGUUGGGAGAGAAGAGAAAGAUUAUUAUUACACAGUAGUGGCUUAAAUAGUCUGUCAGUUUGUAAAUCUAGGACCUUCACUACAAAACCCCAAUGCCUGAGAUUUGUCUGGGACACAUCAGAGUUAAUACUGAUAUUCACAGGUGAGUUAGAACUGGAUUGUUAUGCACAACAUGCCCAUUUGCAGAGGUGAUCUACUUUCUGCAGCACCCAAACCCCAAAGUUUCACACUAAUGCAAAAGCAGAUGAUGGGAAGGGAAGAAGGAAAGAAAAUCCUCAGAACUAGAAGUGUAAAGGAACAGAAUCCACUUUGGAGAACUUCUAGUUAUAAUCCUUAUCUACCAUCUCUGGUAUUGUCUUUGGCCCCCUGAAGUGAUUUGGUAGUCUACUCAGAACACAGGAAUUUUAUCUAUAUUAGAUUCAUCAAUCAUUGGCCUGUUGUUUAAGGGAGACCCAGUGGACGGACCCAAUUUUAGCCAAGCUGUUUCAAUAUGUUAGAAGACUCCGAUUUAAAAUAUUGUUGCCAUGUAACCUGUUUCCUGCAUAUAUUAUGGUCUUUCAGUGCUUAGUAAAACAUUGUAGGGUGUUUUUGGUUCCUUACAACAGAUUUCAAAAGGAGACAGCUCACAGUCAGUAGUAGCAAGAAAGUCUUUUCUUCUGAUGCCUGCCAGUGCAAUCAAAUGGAAAGGGAUUUUAAAAAAAAAAAUUAAAUGCAAAAGAAAUAGAGUGUCUGAUAAUUCAAACAGUGUGCUGGAAUCAUUCUGACAAUAAAGACUUUUAUUGCACCCUUGUAGUGCCUGGGGUUUUAAUUUAACACAUCAAUGAAAAGGCUGCAUUUAAAAAAAACACCACCACCACUGAAAACACCAGCAGGACUUGCUUUUAUUAGUGCAAUUCGUAAGAAAUUAGAACAUUUAAUGAGAAAAUCGUUAACCAUGAAAAAAAUGGACUGACUUAACUUGGGGAGCUUAAGUAGUGAGACUUCAAUUUAGUUUGUCAGCUACUGGUAAAAUAAAUAAGAGUGAGCUGAUCACCUCUGGAGCAGUAGGCACUUCAGCACACUUUCUUGUGUGAUAGCUGCUGUUGGACAGAACUGUUAUCGGCCUCCUUUUCUAGAAACUCUGUAGAGUCAAAAGCUAGUGAGAUAGUAUCAAACAUUUCUUGUUCCGUUCUUUUCACAGAUGCUGUUCAUCAAUCUUUUCACAGAUUCAGUUCAAUUAGGCAUUUUAUGGAACAUAAAUAUAACAGCUAGCACUUUGCAUGCUUACAGUGAGCAGAGUGGAAUACAGUAUUUAAACAAUGUCUGCUUCUUGGUAUGUUUAUUUAUCCUUGUCUCUUCCAUUACUCUGGCAGAUUAUUUUCUAUGUUGAUGUUUCCAUGGCCAAAAUAGUUGCAGUGACUUCUAUGCCCAUACCAUCUGAACAUAAGGUCUGUAGGUCAGACUAAAGGUUCUGCUAAUCCAGUAACCCAUCUUUAACAGUACAAGAACAGGACAGGCAGAUGCUGUGAUUUGUCCAGAAUGCUUUCCUGCAUUUUCUUCCUCAAUGGCAACAUCAUCUUUAGUCUCCAUUCAUGGAUUUCCUCUUUUAAGGAUUCUAAGCAUUUGUUCAAGAAUUUUUUUAAGCCGUUAAGACUUCUAGCAUCCCACAGCAGCCUGUGGUAAAGAGUUUAACUGAUUUUGUUUGAAGAGGUACACUUUUUUCAUUUGUUCUCAACCCAACUCUUUGCUUUUGUUUUGAGAGAGUCAGUGGACUUUCAGUCCUUGUUUAUCCUUUUCACAGUGCUUCUAAGUUUAUAGAUCACUGUUGUAUGCGCUUCCCACUUGCCCUUUCCCAGGCUAUGUCUGCCAGAGGGUAAAAUCGGACAGUUCCUCACCUGUAAUUAAACAUGAAGAAAAUAAAGUACUGAAAUCCAGCAGAAUUUAGUUGGGCUUGCAGAGCUCCUGGUGACGUUUUCACUUGUCACAUUUGCAGUUUUUUACAUCUACCUAGCUUUUAGGAGCUCAACAGUGAGGAUGAAACUGGUGUUCCCCUUCUUAUUAGUACAAGUCUCAUUGUGUCUGCUUCUCUGUCAGGCAUGUACAGGUUAUAAUACUUAUCUCCAUAAUCAUAAAGAGCAUUGCCCUGAUGGAAAACUCAUCAGACUACCUGUACAGAGACAAGAUAUACUCUACUGUCAAUAACGACAAGGUAGUCUUUUAACUCCAAUCACCCUACAGCUAUUGUUUUGACGUUAUUACAACUUCAUUGUAAAUUUAACACUUUUAUUGAAAUAUGCACAUAUUUCAAAGGAUGUUUAGGGGAUAUGCUUUGUGUUGCAGAACAAAACCUCCCUCAGCUUUAGGAUCCCAAAUGUUCUGGUUUUACAUUCUAUCAAACAAGCUAUGCUAGUGCUUUUUUUUCUUGGCUUUCAGGGAAAGACUUUUCCCUUGGCCAUGCUUGGGUUUCUUCCUAGUAUAUCUAGCUUUUCCAGAGAGGCUGAAGUAAUUGUCAGUAGCUUAGAUAACAAUUAUCAACUUGAGUAGCUUGAGGCGGUAUGGGUAUGAUUAACUCUUUUCAUGCCUGUAAAAUAGAAGAAGAGAGACUUAAAGGAAAAAUAUUUUUUUGCCUUGAAAUUGUGCAUUCUUUGAUUUAUUUCCUUCUCCUU
Messenger RNA from Grus americana (Whooping crane), 5771 nucleotides. It is a transcript of the gene XRCC5, whose product is annotated as X-ray repair cross complementing 5. Gene Ontology annotation, molecular function: double-stranded DNA binding; DNA helicase activity; telomeric repeat DNA binding. Gene Ontology annotation, biological process: telomere maintenance; cellular response to gamma radiation; DNA recombination. Bases 67 to 2127 code for a protein of 686 amino acids. NCBI's taxonomy places the organism in Eukaryota, Metazoa, Chordata, Aves, Gruiformes, Gruidae. The transcript is spliced from 17 exons. Gene Ontology annotation, cellular component: Ku70:Ku80 complex; nucleus. The record is from RefSeq and is a predicted model, not a curated record.